This is a messenger RNA of Zingiber officinale, 1888 nucleotides long. RefSeq names its product serine hydroxymethyltransferase, mitochondrial. Gene Ontology annotation, molecular function: pyridoxal phosphate binding; glycine hydroxymethyltransferase activity; serine binding. Lineage: Eukaryota; Viridiplantae; Streptophyta; Magnoliopsida; Zingiberales; Zingiberaceae. Gene Ontology annotation, cellular component: cytoplasm. The record is from RefSeq and is a predicted model, not a curated record. Bases 88 to 1641 code for a protein of 517 amino acids. Gene Ontology annotation, biological process: tetrahydrofolate interconversion; L-serine catabolic process; folic acid metabolic process. The transcript has 16 exons.
GGCUCCUUUCCUUCGCCUGUCAAACUAACGCAAACCCACUCGCUUCUCCGAAAACUCCAUUCCGACGCGAGAGCUCGAGCGAGCAAGAUGGCAAUGGCGUCGGCGCUCCGUAGACUCUCUUCCUCCUCCUCGAAAUCGCAGCCUUUCCUGUGGAACUCUCUGUAUUACAUGUCCUCCCUACCGAGCGAGGCCGUCUACGAGAAGGAGAAAUCUCGCGUCACGUGGCCGAAACAGCUGAACGCUCCGUUAGCGGUCGUCGAUCCGGAGAUUGCGGAUAUCAUCGAGCUCGAGAAGGCUCGACAAUGGAAGGGACUCGAGCUCAUUCCUUCGGAGAAUUUCACUUCGGUGUCGGUGAUGCAAGCAGUAGGGUCUAUCAUGACCAACAAAUACAGUGAAGGUUAUCCUGGUGCAAGAUACUAUGGUGGCAAUGAAUAUAUUGACAUGGCAGAAACAUUGUGUCAGAAACGUGCGCUAGAAGCAUUCCAUCUAGAUCCUGAAAAAUGGGGAGUGAAUGUGCAGUCUCUAUCAGGAUCACCUUCUAAUUUUCAAGUAUAUACGGCACUCUUAAAACCGCAUGAAAGAAUAAUGGCUCUUGAUCUGCCUCAUGGUGGACAUCUUUCUCAUGGCUACCAGACUGAUACCAAGAAGAUCUCUGCAGUGUCCAUAUUCUUUGAAACAAUGCCUUACAGGCUUGAUGAGAGUACUGGGUAUAUUGAUUACGAUCAGCUGGAGAAAAGUGCUACACUCUUCAGGCCAAAAUUAAUAGUGGCUGGUGCUAGUGCCUAUUCUCGCCUCUAUGACUAUGCUCGUAUUAGGAAGGUAUGUGACAAACACAAAGCUAUCCUUCUAGCAGAUAUGGCUCAUAUAAGUGGACUUGUUGCUGGUGGUGUCAUUCCAUCUCCAUUCGAGUAUGCAGAUAUCGUCACAACUACAACUCAUAAGUCACUCCGUGGACCACGAGGGGCCAUGAUAUUCUUCAGGAAAGGAGUGAAGGAGAUCAACAAACAAGGGAAAGAGGUUUUGUACGACUUUGAAGACAAGAUCAAUCAAGCAGUCUUCCCUGGACUCCAAGGUGGCCCACACAACCACACCAUUUCUGGUUUAGCUGUUGCUCUCAAACAGGCCACCACUCCUGAGUACAAAGCCUAUCAAGAGCAAGUACUCCGCAACUGUGCAAGAUUUGCUCAGACUUUGGUUGCAAAAGGCUAUGAGCUUGUUUCAGGUGGAACAGAGAACCAUUUAGUAUUGGUGAAUCUUAAGAACAAGGGAAUUGAUGGGUCUAGAGUUGAAAAGGUGCUUGAAUUAGUUCACAUUGCAGCUAACAAAAACACUGUACCUGGUGAUGUUUCUGCCAUGGUUCCUGGAGGCAUCAGGAUGGGAACCCCAGCCCUUACAUCGAGAGGAUUUGUUGAAGAAGACUUUGCUAAAGUUGCUGACUUCUUUGACACUGCUGUGAAUUUGUCAUUGAAGAUCAAGACUGAAACAAAAGCUGGAACAAAGCUGAAGGAUUUUCUAACCACCAUUCAGACAGAUGCUAAUAUUCAAUCUGAGAUCAAGAAGCUCCGCCAGGACGUGGAAGAAUAUGCAAAACAGUUCCCAACUAUUGGAUUUGAGAAGGAAACUAUGAAAUACAAAGUCUGAAGAGGAACAAGCUGUCGAAACAAGCAAAGAGGAAGGUGUAGCUCUGGGGAUGCCAAAGAAUUGUCAUCUAUGAAUGUCAUACUCGUUUCAUAUGUACGAGAAGAGCAAAUCACAUCUAAAUAAAAUAGCUUAUGCCUUGUAUUGACUCUUGAAGUUGAGAUGUACAGAUAAGCUAAUGCUUUAAUCUGAACAUUGCCUUUCAGCUUCUACUGAUUAACAUGAAAUCCAAUAGCCACCAUGUUUUCCA